AUGGCCACACGCCCAAAAGUCCUCAUCAAGCCCUUCACCGGCACCGGCGAACAAGAUGCUCGGCGCUGGAUGCUCAUCUUCAAAAGACAGCAACGCAAUGCCGGCAAUGACGCUGAGAUGUGGGUCGAGGACUUUGAUGCACUGAUGGAAGGAGCAGCAGGGAAAUGGGCUGACCGUGCCCUCAAAGACUGGUUCACCGCACCAUCUCAAGAAGCUGUUAACAACAUUACCUCAGCCUUCCUCAAGAAGUGGCAGGUGGACGUUGAGGACACUGAUGCCGAGGGAGCCAUCGACAAACCCACCGCCCUCACGCAAGGAUCAAACGAAGCGCUUAAAGAAUACCAUGAACGUGCAGCACUGCUGUUGCAUGAAGCCGGUGCAUCAGACUCAGCUGACAAUGACAACGACACCGCAGUCGGAGUCCUCGCAAUAGCAAUCAGCCGCUUCAAGAAGGGACUACAAGAUCGUGAACUCCGCAGCCUGGUUACUAAGGAAUCAGCAGCCAAGACUCUGCAAGCUACAGUCCAAUGCAUCGAAGCGUCUGAACCAAUUCCGGCUGAACUCGAGCAGAAGGUCACUGCAAUCAUCGACCAAAAGGAGGUGGCAGUAAGGCAGGUGAACAUUGCACAAUCAGCGCCAGAAGUCAUCCCUCAGCAGCACUUCUACCCACUCCAGCAGGCCCAAAGCUGUACGAUCCUCAGCAAGCACGAGCCAUCAGCCCAAGGAGGAUAUCAGCAACAGCAGCGCAAUGCUCCGGUCAACAACAUCUCAAUGGAUCAAGCUGAAGAGUGCGACUUCACAGAUGACAUGCGCUUGGCUGACAUCCGCUUUCAAGAUGAUCCCUUCUCAGCUAUCACCGUCAGCGUUGACCAGCUUGGACUGGACCAGUGUCAGGAGAUUGAUGUGUUGGACCUCGCCGGAUACAAGCGUGGAAGACAUGAGGAUGAUGAAGGUGACCGAGAGCCAUCAAAGGCAGCCCAACGCAACCCCGAUACAGAGCGAAUUUACGCACGACUGAGACGAGCAAGUGAUGCUGUCAAAGCGACGCCCAGAGCUACUACCAAUGCCAACAAGGACUCCACGAAGAGGAGCCGUAAACACAAGCUGCUCAAGCCCAUCAACGCCCUCUUGGGCCAACCACCGCUCAACAUCAAGGAGAUCCUUAGCAAGAUCAUGAUUGAAAUUCCCAUCACUUGGAUCAUGCAGUUCUCACCAUUCUUCAGAGAUGGGACCACGCGCCUGUCCAGUUUACCACGCCCUCGACGGACCAAGCCAAAGAAGAAGGAAGACAGUUAUGACGAAGAGAAAGAUCAGCUGUAUGACACCAACGCAGAGCACAUUCAAGCAGCCGUACGACAAGCUGACCACCGAACCAAACAACUCCAACAGCAGCGAUUCAGCGAGAGAGCACCACAACACCUUGAGAUUGGAGACACCGUCUUGCUCAAGAAUCACCACCUCCGAGAGAAGUCCAAGCAGCCACCAUGGUCAGGGCUGUUCAAGAUCACCGGCCGCACUGUCGACACCAACCAUUGCUUUACACUGUCCACCAUGCAUGGCAAGCAACUCAUUGGACAUCACCACGCAGACAACUUGAAGCUCUUCACCGCUCGCACCGGAUACCUCGCCGCCAACUAA
This is a messenger RNA of Zymoseptoria tritici IPO323, 1638 nucleotides long. RefSeq lists its product as uncharacterized. The transcript is spliced from 5 exons. Lineage: Eukaryota; Fungi; Ascomycota; Dothideomycetes; Mycosphaerellales; Mycosphaerellaceae. The coding region runs from base 1 to 1638 and encodes 545 amino acids. The record is from RefSeq and is a predicted model, not a curated record.